UUCUACCUUCGGACUGAUAUUGCCAUAUAUUCACAGUUUCUCCAGGCGCUGAGUGCCACUUCUCUACAACCGUUGCAGGGGAAAUGGAUGCCUUUUCUUCCUCUUUCCUCUCCACUUUCUCUCUCCCCAAUCUCUCUCCACCGCCUUCUAACCCUCCUCUCCUCAACAUCUCCGCCGUCAGGAUCGAAGAAAAACCACCAUCCACGGCGACGACCGCUUCUCCCACUCGAACAUCUCAGCCUUCAAAGAAGCCAAAUUCAGCUUUACCAGUUCCUCAAAGACCCACUUCGAAAAGAGCACCGCCUCCGACGCCGGUGCGUCCUGCCCCGUCUCUGCCCACGACUAUCUUCAACGCAUUCGACGACAUCAUCAAUAACUUCAUCGACCCUCCUCGCGGACAAGCGCUGGACCCGAAACACGUCCUCUCCGACAACUUCGCGCCGGUCGACGAGCUCCCCCCGACAGAGUGCGAGGUGGUGGAGGGCGCCCUCCCGCCUUGCCUGGACGGCGCCUACAUCCGCAACGGCCCCAACCCGCAGUUCCUGCCUCGCGGGCCCUACCACCUCUUCGACGGCGACGGCAUGCUCCACGCCAUCCGCAUCUCCGGCGGCCGCGCCACCCUCACCAGCCGCUACGUGAAGACCUACAAGUACACCGUCGAGCGCCAAACCGGCUCCCCAGUUAUCCCCAACGUCUUCUCCGGCUUCAAUGGCCUCACCGCCUCGGCGGCGCGUGGCGCGGUGACAGCCGCUAGAGCCCUAGCCGGGCAGUUCAAUCCCACCAACGGCAUAGGCCUCGCCAAUACCAGUCUGGCUCUGAUCGGAGAUAAUCUCUUCGCUCUCGGGGAAUCCGACCUCCCUUACUCCAUAAAGCUGUCGCCAGACGGCGAUAUAGUGACUCUGGGCCGGCACGACUUCGACGGGAAGCUGUUGGUGAGCAUGACGGCGCACCCCAAGAUUGACGCCGACACGGGCGAGGCCUUCGCUUUCCGGUACGGGCCGGUGCCGCCGUUUCUGACAUUAUUCCGGUUCAACUCGGACGGGACCAAGCAACCGGACGUUCCUAUUUUCUCCAUGACAAGACCUUCGUUCCUUCAUGACUUUGCCAUCACGGAAAACUAUGCCAUCUUUCCCGACAUACAAAUGGGCAUGGAUCCAGUGGGUAUGAUAAUGGGGGGUUCGCCGGUGGGUACGGACUCCACGAAAGUGCCCAGGCUGGGAGUGAUCCCGCGGUACGCCAAGGACGAAUCAGAGAUGAAGUGGUUCGACGUCCCGGGCUUCAACAUCAUUCAUGCAAUCAACGCGUGGGAGGAGGACGCCGGCCGGACGGUGGUGGUGAUAGCGCCCAACAUAUUGGCGGUCGAGCACACCUUGGAGCGCAUGGAUUUGAUCCACUCCUCCAUCGAGAAGGUCAGGAUCGACCUCCAAACCGGCGCCGUCUCCAGACACCCCGUCGCCGCCAGAAAUUUGGACUUCGCUGUGAUCAAUCCCAAAUACACCGGAAAGAGGAACAGGUAUGUGUACGCGGCGGUCGGGGAUCCGAUGCCGAAGAUAACGGGCGUGGUGAAGCUGGACCUGGCGUCCUCGGAAUGCGACCGCCGGGACAGCACGGUGGCAACGAGGAUGUUCGGGCCGGGAUGCUACGCCGGCGAGCCGUUCUUUGUGGCGAGGCAGCCGGAUGAUCCUGACGCCGACGAGGACGACGGCUACGUGGUGACGUACGUUCACGAUGAGAACGCGGGAGAGUCGAAGUUCUUGGUGAUGGAUGCGAAGUCGCCGGAGCUUGACAUAGUGGCGGCCGUCAAGCUCCCCCGACGGGUGCCGUAUGGCUUCCACGGCCUCUUCGUGAGGGAAAGCGACCUCAAAAAGCUGUGAAUUUUGAAGAUCGAUUCGAUUUUCGAGAUUUAAUGGAGGCCAUAUGAAAUUUAUAUUGGAUAAUGCUAGAUGGCCAAUCUGUGUGACAAUUUAGUUGACAAUUCAAUUAAAAUUACAUAUUUGCCCUCA
Molecule: messenger RNA, 2003 nt
Organism: Diospyros lotus (date-plum)
Lineage: Eukaryota; Viridiplantae; Streptophyta; Magnoliopsida; Ericales; Ebenaceae
Product: probable carotenoid cleavage dioxygenase 4, chloroplastic
Exons: 3
Coding region: 84-1874 (596 amino acids)
Biological process (GO): carotene catabolic process
Cellular component (GO): chloroplast stroma
Molecular function (GO): carotenoid dioxygenase activity
Source: RefSeq, a predicted model, not a curated record